Molecule: messenger RNA, 1174 nt
Organism: Tuber melanosporum (Perigord truffle)
Lineage: Eukaryota; Fungi; Ascomycota; Pezizomycetes; Pezizales; Tuberaceae
Exons: 4
Coding region: 65-1174 (369 amino acids)
Source: RefSeq, a predicted model, not a curated record
CAAAACAACCCCCCACCACACCUCCGCAAAGUGUCGCAAGGUCCCUGAGACAACCACUGGAAGGAUGUCUACCAGGACACUAUCGGCGAGCUCGUCAACAAGGGCCUUAGGCGUACCCUGUUUCAAUGUUCUUCGACCAAUUACCCUUCGGGGUCUCCGAACUAAGGGUAUUGCGAGCGAGAGAGGUGCUAGGGGUGUCGAGGGUGUCGAGAGUGCUGAAGGAAUCAAGGGAGGCGGGCCCAGGAUGAGGACUAUCGAGAGAAUGCCGUUCCAGACAUACCAGCUCGCCCUGGAUAUAAUCAACAAGGACCGGCAGGAAAUGCUCAAAAGAAUCAGCGAAGAGAGGGAAACAAUGAAGAAAUUGAUCAAGUAUAAAGGACUCACGCACAAAGAUCGGCGAAUCAUCUCCAUGAAGCAACAAAUUGAGAAAUGGCAGCUAUACGCUGACGCGAACAACCCGCGGGUAAAAUAUAAUUUUGAUUGUGGGAAAAUUGGGAUGAACAAGCCGAUAUACCUACAUCUUCUCGACAAGAAAUGGAGGCAGCGGAAUCGACCGAUCCUUAUGCAAAGACUUGAGACCAUGCAUGUUAUUCCAGAUGUUCUCCCAGACAUUAACCCUAUUGUCGAUGUGCGGGUGCACUUCAAAGGUAGAAAGGUCCAGCCUGGACUGGUGUUGGAUUCUUUGAUGGUGGAGGAGUGCCCUACCGUCAGAGUUAUUCCCUUUAAGAAUGAAGAAAUGCUUUGUACUAUUGCAGUGGUAGAUCCCGAUGUUCCGGAUCCAAAGAAGGACAGGUUUAGGUACCGGUGCCAUUGGAUUGUUUCCAACAUCCCCAUAUCCCCAAUGCAAACCACCGCUGUUGGAUAUUCGGCCAAACCUGCGGACACACUUGUUCCAUAUCUCCCGCCCCAUGCCCAGAAAGGAGCUCCAUAUCACCGCUACGCCAUGAUAGUUUUCAAGCAGCCCGAAAAGAUUGAUGCAGCGGCUCUAGAAGGGAAUAUUGAUAGAGACGACUUCACUAUGAGAGGCUUUCAGAGCAAAAACAAACUAUGUUCCAUUGGAGCAUUCAUGUGGCGUGUAGAGUGGGAUAGCCACACCAAGGAAAUUAUGCAGAAACAUAACUUGCCCGGUUGGGAUAUUAUGUAUAAACGGAGUAAGGAUGUGGUACCAUCAUAG